AUGUACUUCUUUCAAACAGGUCUCAAAAUUGUCCCAACUUGUAAAUCUUCGAGAUAACAUAAUAUCAUUGAAGAUUCGUCCUAUAUCAUGCAUCAUCACGAUGGCAUCGUCUUCGUUACUUGAAGAAUGAACGUUACUAGACAUGGUGUGGCUGAACUCAAUUCAAAUCUAAAAAUGUCUUGAUUUGACCGCUUCUGAAAAUUUUCACGAAUUGUCGAUGUGACGCACCAAUCAUUUUGCAACGGUUUGACCUUCAAGUGCUCGCAACCCCCAUCAGUGGACGAUACCCUAGGAGCGUUGCCGUCCUAUACUAAGCAUUUCUUGCAAGCAAAAUUGUUUUUUAUGUAGACUAUGGAUGAUAAUAAUGAUGAUGCUCCAUUAGAAACGUCAUUUAAGGAAUUUAAGAAAAAGAAAAUAUAUCUAACAGAAAACCUUAAAAGUGCUUAUCAAGACGGUAUUCAAUCGUUGAAACGUAAACAAAAUCGCAAAAGUGACCCUAGAUUUGACCCUAGAGUUGAUGGUAUUUGUCACGUUGAUGAUUGGGAAUUUUUAGAAGAUGAAAGAGCGAAAACCUUAAAAAAACUAAAAAAGAUGCUGCGUCAGAAUUUAGACCCGAACAAACGUAAGGAAGUGACGGAUGCGUUACAUUUGGUAAGACAGCGAAUAGCCACAGCAAAAGAUAGAAAAUUCCGUAAGCAAUUCAUGGAUAAACUGCAGAAGGAACAAAUUGAAAACUUGGAAUCAGGGAGAUCUGUUCGUUUUAUUCCUCGAGCGGAACUCCGUAAACUCGUUCAAAAUGAACGUCUGGCACAAAUGAGCAAACGGCAAAAAGAGCGGUAUUUGAGUAGGAAAAAAAGAAGAUUUACUUCGGAUGAUAGAUAAAUUUAUUUAUAUAUUCUGCAUAUAGUUUUCCUAAAUGAUACAUUCGAAUCGCCCACUGUAAAUUACUGUACAUUUGUAAAAAUUAUUAUCUCAUCCCAACAAUGUUGUAUUCUUUGUCCUCUAUCAGUAUCUGUUUAUAUAUAUAUAUAUAUAUAUAUAU
This is a messenger RNA of Schistosoma guineensis, 1042 nucleotides long. The record is from the annotation of a GenBank genome assembly. NCBI's taxonomy places the organism in Eukaryota, Metazoa, Platyhelminthes, Trematoda, Strigeidida, Schistosomatidae.